AUGCCAUCUACCAACCACUGUUUAUCGUUGGGAACCCAGGAUAACCUGGGGCCUAGAAACUACCAGGAGGCUAGUAUCGGACCUCUUUCGUAUACUGUGCACUCCAAGUGGCGCCACAUGAGCCUUCUGUUGCUUGCUAUUGUGGUUCAGACGGCCCUGGGGAACCCGGAACCUUUCCACGUUAGUGCAGACUACCCAGCAGGUUGUCGUGGCGGACCUGGUCCAGGAGAGAAGAGUUCCAUUAUCCAUCUUGUGGAAUCGUCCUGCAUCUACAACAUGAGGGGUGUCACAGCCGAUGGAGUUCAGAAAAAUGCUGCCGGGAUCAUCCUCAACUCGAACAUGCCUGGAAGUUAUGGCACUAUGUAUAUAAACAUCACCAUUACCUCCCCGCCUGGCGAGCCGAGUGAUAUUCUAGUGGAGACGCAUGGUCGGGUCAACAUGGGUUUCGGUAAUGAAAGCAGAUACUUCUGGUGGAACCCAGCGGCUUCCGCUUCCCAAGGACGAUUCUCCGGCAAAAGAGCUCUUUUCCCUAUAGAGGCUGUCGACUUUGCCUCUUUCCCUGAUGACAAAGGGAUGCUCGUCGCACGCGCGCACAUGUUAUUGAUCAUCGACGCCUGUAAUAUUAUCGAUCUCGCUUUUGGCAGAACAGCCUAA
Perkinsus marinus ATCC 50983 is the source of this 654-nucleotide messenger RNA. RefSeq lists its product as hypothetical. The record is from RefSeq and is a predicted model, not a curated record. The transcript is spliced from 2 exons. Bases 1 to 654 code for a protein of 217 amino acids. Lineage: Eukaryota; Perkinsozoa; Perkinsida; Perkinsidae.